Messenger RNA from Morus notabilis, 4152 nucleotides. Its product is annotated as topless-related protein 4. The record is from RefSeq and is a predicted model, not a curated record. Gene Ontology annotation, molecular function: protein binding. NCBI's taxonomy places the organism in Eukaryota, Viridiplantae, Streptophyta, Magnoliopsida, Rosales, Moraceae. Gene Ontology annotation, biological process: regulation of DNA-templated transcription. The transcript is spliced from 26 exons. Bases 197 to 3589 code for a protein of 1130 amino acids.
UUCGCAAACAGAAAAAGCUAGAGAGAGAAACUAGAGAGAGAAAGCUCCGAAACCUCCCCAAAAUCCCCCUCCCCUCCCCUCUCUCGUCGUUCUCGUCGUCUUCUUCGAGAGAGGCCGUCCGAUCUGUUCAAUCAAUUUCAGCCGAGUUUUGUCGAAUUGAUCUGAGAGGUUUUUAGAUCUUUUCUUGGGAAGCGAUAUGACGUCGCUUAGCAGAGAGCUCGUGUUUCUCAUACUUCAAUUUCUCGACGAAGAGAAAUUCAAAGAGACGGUUCACAAGUUGGAGCAAGAAUCUGGGUUUUUCUUCAACAUGAGGUAUUUUGAGGAUAUGGUGACAAGUGGCGAGUGGGAAGAGGUAGAGAAGUAUCUGUCUGGUUUCACAAAGGUUGAUGAUAAUAGAUACUCCAUGAAGAUCUUUUUCGAGAUUCGCAAGCAGAAGUAUCUUGAGGCUUUAGACAAGCGGGAUAGAGCUAAAGCGGUUGAAAUAUUAGUCAAGGACUUGAAAGCAUUCGCGGCAUUCAAUGAGGAACUUUUUAAGGAAAUUACACAGCUAUUAACUCUCGAAAACUUUAGGGAUAAUGAACAGCUAUCUAAAUAUGGGGAUACUAAAUCUGCUAGGAGUAUAAUGCUUGCGGAGCUAAAAAAGUUGAUUGAAGCUAACCCGCUAUUUCGCGACAAACUUCAAUUUCCGACCUUGAAGAACUCAAGACUGCGUACUCUUAUUAAUCAGAGUUUAAACUGGCAGCAUCAGCUUUGUAAGAAUCCAAGGCCUAACCCUGACAUAAAGACCCUCUUUGUAGACCACAGUUGUGGACAGCCAAAUGGUGCCAGGGCUCCAUCCCCCGUCACUAAUCCCUUAAUGGGGGCUGUGCCAAAGCCAGGAGGGUUUCCACCACUUAGUGCUCAUGGUCCAUUUCAGCCUGCUCCAACCGCUCUUGCUGGGUGGAUGGCAAAUCCUUCUCCUGUUCCUCACCCUUCUGCUUCUGCUGGGCCUAUUGGUUUGGCUGCCGCUAACAAUGCUGCCAUCUUGAAGCGCCCUAGAACUCCUCCUACCAAUAACCCUGCUAUGGAUUAUCAAACUGCAGAUUCCGAACAUGUGCUAAAGAGAUCAAGACCCUUUGGAAUAUCAGAAGAAGCCAAUAAUCUAGCAGUAAAUCUUUUGCCUGUUCCAUACCCCAAUCAAAGCCAUGGCCAAAGUUCUUACUCUUCUGAUGACUUGCCCAGAUCUGUUGUUAUGACUUUAAAUCUGGGUUCAGUUGUUAAGAGCAUGGAUUUCCAUCCAGUGCAGCAAAUUCUACUUCUUGUUGGAACAAAUAUGGGCGAUGUCAUGGUCUAUGAGCUACCAAGCCAUGAAAGGAUUGCUGUAAGGAAUUUCAAGGUCUGGGAGCUUGGAGCGUGUUCAAUGCCUCUGCAGGCAUCUCUGGCCAAUGAUUAUUCAGCAUCUGUGAACCGUGUGAUGUGGAGCCCUGAUGGAACCCUUUUUGGCGUUGCAUACUCAAAGCACAUUGUGCACAUAUAUGCCUAUCAAGGUGGUGAUGAUUUACGAAAUCACCUAGAGAUUGAGGCUCACGUUGGCAGUGUAAAUGAUCUUGCAUUUUCAUAUCCAAACAAGCAGCUAUGCGUCGUCACAUGUGGGGAGGACAGGGUCAUUAAGGUAUGGGAUGCAGUUACUGGGGCAAAGCAGUAUAUUUUUGAAGGCCAUGAAGCGCCUGUCUAUUCAGUGUGUCCACAUCACAAGGAAAAUAUUCAGUUCAUCUUCUCGACAGCAACUGAUGGGAAAAUAAAGGCGUGGCUAUAUGAUAACAUGGGCUCAAGAGUUGACUAUGAUGCACCGGGCCAUUCAUCUACCACUAUGGCGUAUAGUGCUGAUGGAACCAGGUUAUUCUCAUGUGGGACAAAUAAAGAAGGAGAUUCAUACUUAGUUGAAUGGAAUGAAAGUGAAGGAGCUGUCAAGCGUACCUAUCAUGGUCUUGGAAAGAGAUCUGUGGGGAUUGUACAAUUUGAUACUACAAAAAAUAGGUUCUUAGCUGCUGGAGAUGAGUUUAUGGUCAAAUUCUGGGACAUGGAUAACGUGAAUCUAUUGACGAGUCUUGAUGCUGAUGGUGGAUUGCCGGCUUCUCCUUGUAUCAGAUUCAACAAGGAAGGAAUACUGUUGGCAGUCUCAACAAAUGACAAUGGAGUCAAAAUUUUAGGAAACUCUGAUGGAAUUAGGCUCCUACGAACUAUGGAAAAUCGUACAUUUGACGCAUCUAGAGUUGCUUCGGCAGCUGCAGUCAAGCAGCCUCUUGCAAUUGGUGCAUUUGGUUCGGCCAACAUUUCUGUUGGAACAAGCAUUGGAGAUCGAACUACACCAGUAGCGGCAAUGGUUGGAUUGAACAAUGAUAGCCGGGGCUUGGUUGACGUGAAACCUAGAAUUGCUGAUGAGUCGCUAGAUAAAUCUAGGAUCUGGAAACUGACAGAAAUCAAUGAACCAUCACAAUGCCGCUCGUUGAAACUUCCUGACAAUUUGACAGCAAUGAGGGUUUCUAGACUAAUUUAUACAAAUUCGGGUUUGGCCAUAUUGGCAUUAGCAUCUAAUGCAGUACACAAGCUCUGGAAAUGGCAGAGAAAUGAUCGAAAUGUUGCAGGAAAGGCCACUACUAGUGUUGUACCACAAUUAUGGCAGCCUACAAGUGGAAUAUUAAUGACCAAUGAUAUUAGUGAUACAAAUCCUGAGGAAGCCGUUCCAUGCUUUGCUCUUUCAAAGAAUGAUUCAUAUGUUAUGUCUGCUUCUGGGGGGAAAAUCUCCUUGUUCAACAUGAUGACAUUUAAGACAAUGACAACAUUCAUGCCGCCUCCACCGGCAGCCACAUUUCUGGCAUUUCAUCCUCAAGACAACAAUAUCAUUGCCAUAGGCAUGGAGGAUUCUACCAUCCAAAUUUAUAAUGUUCGCGUUGACGAGGUAAAAACCAAGCUAAAAGGUCAUCAGAAGAGGAUAACAGGUCUUGCCUUCUCUCACUCUCUGAAUGUACUUGUAUCUUCGGGAGCCGACUCCCAGCUGUGUGUCUGGAACACAGAUGGAUGGGAGAAGCAGGCAAGUAAAUUCUUGCAGAUUCCAGCUGGGCGAACAGCAGCUCCUGCUGCAGAUACCCGAGUUCAAUUUCACCAGGAUCAGAUACAUCUAUUGGCAGUUCAUGAAACUCAGAUAGCUAUAUAUGAAGCACCAAAACUGGAAUGCCUUAAGCAGUGGUUCCCUCGAGAAGCUACUGGUCCAAUCACCCAUGCUACAUAUUCUUGUGAUAGCCAAUCUAUAUAUGUUAGCUUUGAAGAUGGAAGUGUGGGUGUUCUAACUGCUUCAACACUUAGAUUGAGAUGUCGAAUUAAUCCAACUGCUUAUCUACCUCCGAACCCGAGCUUGAGGGUGUAUCCUCUUGUCAUUGCGGCACAUCCUUCUGAAGCCAAUCAAUUUGCACUAGGACUCACAGAUGGUGGAGUCCAUGUACUCGAGCCGUUAGAGUUGGAAGGAAAAUGGGGCACCUCCCCUCCCACAGAAAAUGGUGCGGGGCCUAGUACUGCUGCAGGAGCAGCCGGAUCAGAGCAACCUCAAAGGUGACAUUUAAAUGUGCAAGCCCUUUCCUAAAAGGACCUCUAGUAUAUGUGAUUAUUCCGUAUAAUACCUUUCCCUGGUCCCAACAUAUUUUAGUUUUUUCGGGGCGGAGCUGCAGAAAUUAGGUCUUAUAGUCGUUAGAUACUUGAAUUAACCCAGUAGAGUUUGUUUAAGUGGCACCAGAUGAGCUCAUGAUGACGGUUGUGGCCACGAGUUUCCCUCAUUUAGCACAUUGGACAAGUAUGAAUUGCUGCUGUAAAAGGGAAAUUGUAGAGACAAAAGGCUAAAUACAUGGAAAGGUUGGGCUCUCUGACAAUAGGGAAAUUCAGUAAAAUGAUGAUUUAUAAGUUGCUGUGAUUGGGCCCAUCUUUCUUAUCCUCUUAAUUAUUAUUCUGAAAUUUUUUAAUUGUAAUUUGUCAACGGUGUUUCAUUUUCUUCUCUAAUUACUAGGUUUUUCUCUUCAUUUUUUUCGUUACACUUUGUAAUAAAAUUUCUAGUGUUUAUCACAAUAAAGUACAGCUUUUGCGUAGAUGCAUCAUGGAAUCGCCUUCUGUUUUGGUACUGCCCCA